AUGGCGCCCACUAGUCUUCGAUCUCUCACACUCCGUGCUCUCCGUGCACCAAUCACAACGACAAGGCCGUCUUGCCGAUUCCUCACUACACGAUCUUCCACCGCGCUACAAACCCCUCCCACAGCCCGCAACCACUCUACAUCUUCCGUUUCUAGCGAUGAAGUCACCCACUUCACUUCUCUCGCCAGCUCAUGGUGGGAUCCAAUGGGCUCAUCCAGGAUUCUGCACCUGAUGAACCCACUUCGUCACGAAUUCAUUGCAUCCUGCCUAGCAGAUAGUCCUCCACCAACCUCUCCAGAGUCCUCCGAGACCUCCGCAAAUCUCCACUACCUAGACAUAGGCUGUGGCGGCGGCAUCUUCGCUGAAUCACUAGCGCGCACUAUCCCUCUCGACCCAUCCGCUCCAGCACCGACGCCAACGCGCGCCGCAUCAAUGACAGCCAUCGAUCCUACAACGUCAUUAAUCCAAGUCGCGCGCGAACACGCCCGUCUAGACCCGCUAGUUGACUCCCACCUACGCAGUGGCAAGUUCCAGUACCUAAACACCACAUUGGAAGAUGUCCUCGCAUCUACAAAUCCCGCUUCGUCCGAAUCAGCAACACCCUCUUCAAAACCCAAACAUCCGCAAUAUGACAUGGUCACCCUCUUCGAAGUCCUCGAACACAUCGAUCCUACAACCACAACACCACUUGCAUUCUUGGAAAACUGCUUACGCGCGUUAAAACCAGGUGGCUGGCUCAUUGGCUCUACAAUCUCCCGCACCGUCCCGUCUUUCAUUCUGAACCGGGUCAUUGCUGAGGCUCCUUGGCCUUUUGGAGUCGUGCCCCGUGGUACGCAUGAGUGGAGCAAGUUUGUGAAUCCUGCCGAACUUCACGGUUGGCUACAGGAAGGCUUGAUGCGUACUGCUGACUCUGGUGUCACGCGUGCCGGGCCAAGUGUCUUGCAUGAUAUGCGGUGGAAGUGUGUCGGUGCCAUCUAUGUGCCUGGUUUGGGGUGGAAGAUGGUCCCUGGCUCCGAGGAUUGGGGCAACUACUUCUGGGCUGUGCAAAAGGGAAUCUAG
Molecule: messenger RNA, 1059 nt
Organism: Penicillium taxi
Lineage: Eukaryota; Fungi; Ascomycota; Eurotiomycetes; Eurotiales; Aspergillaceae
Product: 3-demethylubiquinone-9 3-methyltransferase
Exons: 1
Coding region: 1-1059 (352 amino acids)
Biological process (GO): ubiquinone biosynthetic process
Molecular function (GO): 2-methoxy-6-polyprenyl-1,4-benzoquinol methyltransferase activity
Source: RefSeq, a predicted model, not a curated record